Manacus vitellinus (golden-collared manakin) is the source of this 4080-nucleotide messenger RNA. It is a transcript of the gene CAD, whose product is annotated as carbamoyl-phosphate synthetase 2, aspartate transcarbamylase, and dihydroorotase. The record is from RefSeq and is a predicted model, not a curated record. The annotation marks the transcript as partial. Gene Ontology annotation, molecular function: aspartate carbamoyltransferase activity; ATP binding; amino acid binding. The transcript is spliced from 26 exons. Gene Ontology annotation, biological process: L-glutamine metabolic process; 'de novo' pyrimidine nucleobase biosynthetic process; UTP biosynthetic process. Gene Ontology annotation, cellular component: cytoplasm; cytosol. NCBI's taxonomy places the organism in Eukaryota, Metazoa, Chordata, Aves, Passeriformes, Pipridae.
CUCUCCAUCGGGCAGGCAGGCGAGUUCGACUACUCAGGGUCACAGGCCAUCAAAGCGCUGAGGGAGGAGAACAUCCAGACGGUGCUGAUCAACCCCAACAUCGCCACGGUGCAGACCUCUAAGGGGCUGGCAGACAAGGUGUACUUCCUGCCCAUCACCCCUGAGUACGUCACACAGGUGAUCCGGAAUGAGCGCCCCGACGGGGUGCUGCUGACCUUCGGGGGGCAGACGGCCCUGAACUGCGGGGUGGAGCUGACCAAGGCGGGCGUGCUGGAGCAGUACCACGUGCGGGUGCUGGGCACCCCCGUCGCCUCCAUCGAGAUGACAGAGGAUCGCAAGGUCUUCGCGGAGAAGAUGGAAGAGAUCGGGGAGCACGUGGCGCCCAGCGAGGCUGCUACCUCCCUGGAGCAGGCACAGGCAGCGGCCGAGCGUUUGGGGUACCCGGUGCUGGUGCGCUCUGCCUACGCCCUCGGGGGGCUGGGCUCCGGCUUCGCCAACAGCCGGGAGGAGCUGGUGGCCCUGGUGAGCCAGGCCUUCACCCACACCUCCCAGGUGCUGGUGGACAAGUCCCUCAAGGGCUGGAAGGAGAUUGAGUACGAGGUGGUGCGGGACGCCUACAACAACUGUGUCACGGUGUGUAACAUGGAGAACCUGGACCCGCUGGGGAUCCACACGGGCGAGUCCAUCGUGGUGGCACCCAGCCAGACUCUCAAUGACACCGAGUACUUCAUGCUGCGGCGCACGGCCAUCAAGGUGGUGCAGCACCUGGGCAUCGUGGGCGAGUGCAACAUCCAGUUCGCCCUCAACCCCGAGUCGGAGCAGUACUACAUCAUCGAGGUGAACGCCCGGCUCUCCCGCAGCUCAGCCCUGGCCAGCAAGGCCACCGGCUACCCGCUGGCCUACGUGGCCGCCAAGCUGGCCCUGGGCAUCCCCCUACCUGUCCUCAGGAACUCCGUCACCAACUCCACCACAGCCAACUUCGAGCCCAGCCUGGACUACUGCGUGGUGAAGAUCCCGCGCUGGGACCUCAGCAAGUUCCUGCGUGUCAGCACCAAGAUUGGCAGCUCCAUGAAGAGCGUGGGGGAGGUCAUGGCCAUCGGGAGGAACUUUGAGGAGGCGUUCCAGAAGGCGCUGAGGAUGGUGGAUGAGAACUGCGUGGGCUUUGACCACAUGGUGAAGCCGGCCUCGGACGUGGAGCUGGAGACGCCGACGGACAAGCGGAUCUUUGUGCUGGCGGCGGCGCUGCGGGCCGGGUACUCCAUCGAGCGGCUGUACGAGCUGACCAAGAUCGACCGGUGGUUCCUGCACAAGAUGAAGAACAUCGCGGACCACGCGGUGCUGCUGGAGUCGUACCGCGGCGAGCAGGGCACCAUGCCCCCCGCCGUGCUCCAGCGCGCCAAGCAGCUCGGCUUCUCCGACAAGCAGGUGGCCCUGGCCGUGCUCAGCACCGAGCUGGCUGUGCGGAAGAUGCGGCGCGACCUGAAGAUCCUGCCGAUGGUGAAGCAGAUCGACACGGUGGCAGCGGAGUGGCCGGCCCAAACCAACUACCUGUACCUGACCUACAACGGCUCCGAGCACGACCUGGCCUUCCACGAGCCCCACGUCAUGGUCAUCGGCUCUGGCGUCUACCGCAUCGGCAGCAGCGUCGAGUUCGACUGGUGUGCCGUCGGCUGCAUCCAGGAGCUCCGCAAGAUGGGCUUCAAGACAAUCAUGGUGAACUACAACCCCGAGACAGUGAGCACCGACUACGACAUGUGCGACCGCCUCUACUUCGAUGAGAUCUCCUUUGAGGUGGUGAUGGACAUCUACGAGCUGGAGAACCCCGAGGGCGUGAUCCUGUCGAUGGGUGGGCAGCUGCCCAACAACAUCGCCAUGGCCCUGCACCGGCAGCAGUGCCGCAUCCUGGGCACGUCCCCCGAGGCCAUCGACUCGGCCGAGAACCGCUUCAAGUUCUCCCGCCUGCUUGACACCAUCGGCAUCAGCCAGCCCCUCUGGAAGGAGCUCUCUGACAUGGAGUCGGCCAAGUACUUCUGCUGCAAGGUGGGGUACCCCUGCGUCGUGCGCCCUUCCUACGUGCUGAGCGGUGCUGCCAUGAACGUGGCCUACUCGGACAGCGACCUGGAGAAGUUCCUGAGCAAUGCUGUGGCCGUGUCCAAGGAGCAGCCUGUUGUCAUCUCCAAGUUCAUCCAGGAGGCCAAGGAGAUCGACGUGGAUGCGGUGGCCUGUGAUGGCGUUGUGGUGGCCAUCGCCAUCUCGGAGCACGUGGAGAAUGCUGGGGUGCACUCAGGCGAUGCCACGCUGGUGACGCCCCCCCAGGACAUCACCCACACGACCCUGGAGCGCAUCAAGGCCAUUGUCCACGCCAUCGGGCAGGAGCUGCAGGUCACAGGGCCCUUCAACCUGCAGCUCAUUGCCAAGGACGACCAGCUGAAGGUGAUCGAGUGCAACGUCCGCGUCUCCCGCUCCUUCCCCUUCGUGUCCAAGACCCUGGGGGUGGACCUGGUGGCUCUGGCCAGCCAGGUGAUUAUGGGCGAGGACGUGGAGCCCGUGGGGCUGAUGACAGGCAUGGGCAUUGUAGGCGUCAAGGUGCCCCAGUUCUCCUUCUCACGCCUGGCGGGCGCUGACGUGGUGCUGGGAGUGGAGAUGACGAGCACGGGCGAGGUGGCCUGCUUCGGGGAGAACCGCUGUGAGGCGUACCUGAAGGCCAUGCUCAGCACCGGCUUCAAGAUCCCCAAGAAAAACAUCCUGCUGACCAUCGGCAGCUACAAGUACAAGAGCGAGCUGCUGCCCACGGUGCGGAGACUGGAGACCCUUGGCUACAACCUGUACGCCAGCCUUGGCACCGCCGACUUCUACACCGAGCACGGCAUCAAGGUGAAGGCCGUGGACUGGCACUUCGAGGAGGCUGAUGGCAGCGAGGCCGGCGCCCGGGAGACCCAGCGCAGCAUCCUGGACUACCUGGCCGAGAACCACUUUGAGAUGGUCAUCAACCUGUCGAUGCGCAACUCGGGGGGCCGCCGGCUCUCCUCCUUCGUCACCAAGGGGUACCGCACCCGGCGUCUGGCUGUCGACUACUCCGUGCCCCUCAUCAUCGACAUCAAGUGCACAAAGCUCUUCGUGGAGGCACUGAGCCAGAUCGGGGCAGCCCCCCCACUGAAGAUUCACGUGGACUGCAUGACGUCCAAGAAACUCAUCCGUCUGCCAGGCCUCAUCGAUGUGCACGUCCACCUCCGCGAGCCGGGCGGCACCCACAAGGAGGACUUUGCGUCGGGCACGGCAGCCGCCCUGGCCGGGGGCAUCACCAUGGUGUGUGCCAUGCCCAACACCAGCCCUGCCAUCACCGACGCCGCCUCCUUCGCCCUGGCACAGAAGCUGGCCGAGGCUGGGGCCCGCUGCGACUUCGCCCUCUUCCUGGGGGCUUCCUCGGAGAACGCCAGAGCUCUGGGCCCCCUGGCCGGGGCGGCUGCCGGGCUCAAGAUGUACCUGAACGACACCUUCUCCAGCCUGCGGAUGGACGAUGUGUCGCUGUGGAUGGAGCUGGCCGCCAGGCACUGCCGCAAGCCGGUGAUCAACGCCGGGGACGGGGUGGGGGAACACCCCACGCAGGCGCUGCUGGACAUCUUCACCAUCCGCGAGGAGCUGGGCACCGUCAACGGCAUGACGAUCACCAUGGUGGGCGACCUGAAGCACGGGCGCACGGUGCACUCCCUGGCCCGCCUGCUCACCCUGUACCGCAUCAACCUGCGCUACGUGACCCCCCCCGGCCUCCGCAUGCCCCCCGACAUCACCAGCUUUGUGGCCUCCAGGGGCAUCAAGCAGGAGGAGUUUGGGAGCAUUGAGGAGGCGCUGCCGGACACGGACGUGCUCUACAUGACCCGCAUCCAGAAGGAACGCUUCGAACGGGCCGAGGAGUACGAGGCCUGCUUUGGGCAGUUCAUCCUCACGCCCCACAUCAUGACCCGUGCCAAGGAGAGGAUGGUGGUGAUGCACCCCCUGCCCCGUGUCAACGAGAUCAGGUGGAGGGGGGGAGCAGGGACAGGGGGGCUGCAGGGGCUGGGAAGUGCCAUAAGCCUGCCCUGA